AUGGCAACAGCGACAAAUCAAGAACUCCAAGCAGCAAUCUUGCAGAUGACUCAGCUUCUACAGCGAUUGGCCAUUCCGCAGACAAUCAACCCAGAGCAAGUGUUGGAGUCAUUGUCGACCAACAUCAGCGAGUUCUGCUUUGAUCCGGAGAACGGCACCACAUUUGAAAAGUGGUUCGCUCGGUAUACGGAUCUUUUUGAAAGCAACGCACAUAGUCUGGAUGAUGCAGCCAAGGUUCGACUCCUGCUCCGGAAGUUGGACACGUCUUCUCACAGUCGGUACGUAAAUUACAUUCUUCCGAAGCUGCCAAAGGAAGUCACGUUCGCCGAAACCGUUAAGACGUUGGUCAAAAUUUUCGGCAGGCAAACCUCCGUUUUCCACAAGCGCCAUCAAUGCCUACAACUCGUGAAAUCGGAGGCGGAUGACAUCAUCACCUACGGUGGCAAGGUCAACAGGGCGUGUGAAGAAUUCGAAUUCAAAGAUUUGAAAAUCGAGCAAUUCAAGUGCUUGCUGUUUGUUUGCGGUCUUAAGGCAACACGCUACGCGGACAUCAGAGCGAGACUUCUUUCCCGCAUCGAAGGUGAGACAGCAGAAGCACCAGUGACCAUUCAAACUCUGAUCGACGAGUUUCAGCGGCUCGUCAAUCUCAAGUCGGACACCACAAUGAUCGAGCAACCCUCUAGCUCGAAGCAUCUCAGAGAAAAAACCCAGUAA
Messenger RNA from Wyeomyia smithii (pitcher-plant mosquito), 714 nucleotides. RefSeq lists its product as uncharacterized. The coding region runs from base 1 to 714 and encodes 237 amino acids. The record is from RefSeq and is a predicted model, not a curated record. NCBI's taxonomy places the organism in Eukaryota, Metazoa, Arthropoda, Insecta, Diptera, Culicidae. The transcript has a single exon.